GUGGGCUUUCCUCCGGUUUUUCCCACUCUUCCCCGCUUUCCAGAUCUCUCUUUUUCCUCCGAUGAGUACCCAACUAGAGAGAGAAAAGGGGGAGAUGAAGGAAAACCCUAGCUAAACCUCGCAUCCGAGGCUCAGAUUCCGGCGGUAUCCCGACGAAUCCACCGCCAAUCGCGGAGCGAUCUCCGAGAAAAGCAGACAUUUUCUCCGGCUGCGGCGGGCGCUCCGAUCUGGACCGUCCGUGGCGGCCCGCCCCAACCCUCGCGGGAAAUCGAGCUCUCCUGCGCGGCGGCGGGUGGAGAGGGCCGAUCGCGACCGUGCCCGGCGAUCGGAAGGAAAAUUUUGGUUAUUCCAGGCCAGGGGAUUGAUCGAUUGAUCGAUCGGGAUAAAGAUGUAUAAGAAUCAGUUGCAGGAGCUGGCGCAGCGGAGCUGCUUCAAUCUGCCGUCGUACACUUGCAUAAGGGAGGGGCCGGACCAUGCUCCGAGGUUCAAGGCCACCGUCAACUUUAACGGCGAGGUCUUUGAGAGCCCGAGCUUCUGCACGACGUUGAGGCAGGCGGAGCACUCCGCGGCCGAGGUCGCCCUCCACGCCCUCGCCAACCGGGGCCCCUCCCACUCCCUCGCCGCCCGGAUCCUGGAUGAGACGGGGGUUUACAAGAACCUUCUACAGGAAAUUGCUCAAAGAGUUGGAGCUCCACUGCCAUCAUACACAACCGUGCGCUCCGGCCUUGGACACCUACCUGUCUUCACGUGCACAGUGGAGCUUGCUGGGAUCAUAUUCACAGGGGAGCCAGCUAAGAACAAGAAGCAGGCAGAGAAGAAUGCUGCUAUGGCAGCAUGGUCUUCACUAAAACAAUUGGCAAAGCAAUCAGCAAGCUCAUCAAGCGAACCUGAGAACAACGACGAGCAGGAGCAGAUCAUAAUUGCCCGGGCUCUCUUGAACUAUCGCCUGAAGGAAAAGAUGGCAAUGGCCAACAACCCCAAUGCGACACCAUUCCCAAAGAAGUUUCCUAUACAGCCAGAUAGAAAGCCAUCAUUUCAGCCUUCUCCAUCCACCGGGUCGAAGAUCUUACCUCUGAUCCGACCGAAAUCUUCUCCAAGAAUCCGCCCAACCUCCCCAGCAACGACUGAUGGUGGUCCUCCAUCUCCCUUCCUGCAACCAGAAAACCGCAGCACCCGGCCUCAGAAGUUCCCUGCAGCUGGAGCAGCUCCAUAUGUACCAGUUCGGCACUAUAGAAUGCCUUGCCAUGGCAUGGCGCCUCCGGUAACAAUAAGGACGGCGGUGCCGGUCUUUUCAGCUCCGCCCCUUCCACCACCACCAGCACACCCACCACGAGCAGAUCAUCGGCAUCAGCUUCCUCCACUUAUGGGCCCACCGAUUCGUAUGGCUUCACCUGUUCGUGUCAGACCGGCCGUGCCAGCCUUUGCUGCUCCACCCCCAGCCCCAGCUAAAACUCCAGCGGUCCCAGUUCAGGUAAAGGAACCCCCAGCCCCAGCUAAUACUCCAGCGAUCUCAGUUCAGGUAAAGCAACCUCCGGCUCCAGCUAGUACUCCGGUUAUCACAGUUCAGGCAAAGGAACCACCACCAGUUAUGGCAGCCUCCCCUCCAGCUAAACCUCCAGUGGAGAAAGAGGAAAAUGUUGAUGGUGGUGCUGCGAAGGAUCUGGAAGAGUCUACCGUGAUAGAGCGCUUGAAGCAGCUCGAGAUCUGACGGUGCUGAAACGCUGAGUCCUGAGAAAGUUGGAUCUCUGUCAUGCAUUUGGUUCUGUCUUGCAUCUUGUUUAAUUUUGUUUUCCUGUGAUGCUGGUAGGAUUUUGAAAAGGCUACAUUGUAAUAGAAUCUUAGCUUUAUAGAAGCAAAAUUUCAGCAGUCGGCCGUUCAGCUUAUUUGAAGGUCGCAUCAGUUUUUAGAUUUCAAGCUUCAAAGCCGUCAAUUUUAGCAAAUGACGAGUUAAGUUUGCUCUUCGCUACUAUGGGAACAUCCUGUAUAGUUGCUUCAUCUCAAUAAACAGCUAGCAGUUGAAAUCA
Messenger RNA from Phoenix dactylifera (date palm), 2024 nucleotides. It is a transcript of the gene DRB2, whose product is annotated as dsRNA-binding protein 2. Gene Ontology annotation, molecular function: double-stranded RNA binding. Lineage: Eukaryota; Viridiplantae; Streptophyta; Magnoliopsida; Arecales; Arecaceae. The record is from RefSeq and is a predicted model, not a curated record.